This is a messenger RNA of Dermacentor silvarum, 3281 nucleotides long. Its product is annotated as fibrous sheath CABYR-binding protein. The transcript is spliced from 4 exons. The record is from RefSeq and is a predicted model, not a curated record. The coding region runs from base 80 to 1345 and encodes 421 amino acids. Lineage: Eukaryota; Metazoa; Arthropoda; Arachnida; Ixodida; Ixodidae.
UCUUUCUCUUUCCAGUUUUCCUGCUCGGAAUACAGGAUAUACAGUGACUGACGGUGUGAUCGAGCCAUAGGCGGUCGCCAUGGGCCAGAAGAUGGGCAAGCAGCGCUCGGCGGACAUCACGCCGGCGCCCAAGGACAAGGUGAAACGACGCAAGAGCAAGCGUGAGGCCGCCAACGGGGACACCCAGGGCACCAUCACGCCCACAGGUGACGGGGUGGUCGCCGCCGCCACUGCCGUCCAGAAGGGCACGCAGGAGACCGAAGUGCCUCAGGUCGAUAAGCCCGUGGAGAAGGUUGAGACCGCCACCAAGGAGGUUAUCACAAACGGCACCGCCGACGCUCCGGAGGCCAAGCCAGUGCCAAACGGCACGGCCGAGCCUGUAGCCGAGAAGAUCGCAGAACCCGCGCCCCAGGAACCCGCGGCCCCCGCCCCGGCAGCCACGGAAGCCAAGCCAGCCGAAGAAGUCAAGCCCGCGGAGGAGCCCAAGCCCGUCGCCGAGCCGCCCGCUCCUGAACCUGCAGCGGCGCCAGCUCCCGUUGAACAGAAGCCCGAAGAGCCCAAGCAGCCCGAACCGGAAGCCGCUCCCGCUAAGGUCGAGGAACAGCCAGCGGCGGCGGAGCAGGCUAAGCCUGCCGAGGAGGAAGUUAAGGUAGCAGAAGAGGCACCGAAGGAACCCAUUCCAGCGGCUGCCGUAGAACCGGCCAAGGAAGAGUCUGCGCCAGCACCUCAAGCACCCGCCACAGACGCUCCCGUGGCCGAACCGGCAGAAACGAAGGCUGAGCAGCAGCAGCAGCCCGCCGCAGAAGUUGUCGUUCCCGCUGCCGAGGUCGUCUCUCCCCUCCAGGACUCCGGGUACCUCGAGCCACAGCCGACCGAGGUCGUGCUCGAAAAGGCCCUAGCCGAGGCAGAGCAACAGGCCGCCCCGGCGCCUGCUGCCGCGGCCCCAGCCCCCGCCGAAGAAAGCAAACCGGCCGAGGAACAGCAGCCCUCCUCUGCUGAACCCGCCGAGUCCAAGGAUCUCGACCUCCCGGCUGUCACGGAACUGCCCGCCGUGGAACCGCCAACCUCGGAGGUGCCGAUGGCGGCGCCGGCCGUUCCCGAGGCGCCCGCGACAGACGCGGCAGCCACGGAGUCCCCGUCCAGCGAAGCCCUGGAGGCUGAGCCCGAGAAGGCGCCCGAGGUUGCCAGCCCCGUCGCCGAGCCGCCGGCUGAACCCGCUGCUCCCACAGAGGCCCCCGCCCCCGCCGAGCAGACCUGUCCUGCGGAGUCAAGGCCCGAAGGAGACGCUGCCCCCGAUGCCAAAGCCGAGAGUGCGAGCGCCGAGGCUCCUAAGGUGGAGGAGUGAACCACGGGGAACCUUUGUCAUCGCCCCACGCGCGGAAUCUAGAAAGCUCCCGAGCCCCGCUGACCAUGUUGUGGCUUUCGUUCUGUAAUCACGUUCUCGGGUGGGAAAAGACUCCUUGUGUGAGGGGAGGAGGGAUUAGGGGAGGGGUUCUUGUGCCCGCUGCGCCCUCUGGUGGCCGGCGACGACGGGAAUUGUUGGACUUUAGUUGAAGCACGAUUGCGAUGAUGCUGACGGAUAAAGUGGCACGCUGUAGUUCCGUGUCCGAAGAUUUCGCACGGGCCACACAACCGCCGGAAGCCUUCGGAGCGGGACUCGGGCGGCAACUGUGUGCCAGGUCGUGCCAUUCGUGUGAAGUGGGUUGGGGAAAGGGGAAUGGCCGAGCAGUGACGUCACGUGGACCGAAAACUGCACGGUGUGCGUAGCGGGUAAAGAAGGCAGGGCACUCUACGCGCUGGUGUUGUACACAUUUGACUUGUCGCUUGUCUGUUUGAUUUCAGCGUUCUCGCAACACAUUCUUCUUAUCGUGUCAUGUGGUAGUUGAGCCGAAACGUCAACCGUCGCUCUCACGAGUCCCCGACUAAUCCUAUCCGCGAAGAAAACUUUCGGUGCGGUCACCACGAUGAGGUCUGUCGAUAGUGCAAUUGCUGGCACUUGACACCUCUGGAUAGUCGGUCCCCCCUGUUCCCUUGAUAGCUUUUUCGUCAGUGAGUCCGCACUUUUUAUUAGUCCCGUUAUCGCGGAUACUAGUGUGCCAUGGUGAAGAUGACGUGUUAGUUGUGUUCUUUCAGUUCACUUUUGCCACGUAGUUACGUUUCCAAUGCUCCUUUACGCAUUAUUUAACCACUCAGCUUUAUAUAAGUACGCCGAUGGGAGUCUCGCCAUCGUGUUUCUAGGUCAGUGUGUGUACGUGUACGCGAGAUCAAGUUGCAGCGAGACCCUCGAUGAUCAAAAGACUUGUCUCUGCAGACUCGGCCGCCGCCAUAACUGCAUCCGCCAGUCGCUGUUCGUUUUUGCCUUUUAAGAAAAAUCUUGUACGGACAGAGGUCGCAGUGUUAUGUGCCAAUCAUCUCGUACUAGCCCGAACGUGGUUGCAGUUUUUUCCGCGACCGUCGUCUUCAUAUCUCGGGGCAUUGUGCCCGAGAGCUUUUUGCCCAGAAUGCACAUGCGUGCCGAGGUGUUACCUUGAGAACAGUGUAGUUUGGUCUUUCGUCGCUAGAGUUUACCAUACUGUGUCGUUUUAGCAAUCGUCGCUAUCCCCCGUCAAUGAUGUCCAUUGCCAAGGGCGGAUCCCAGAACGUGGAAGAACCGUUUGGUGAUGCCGCAAUUGCCUGGCGUGCUCACAGGUCGGUGCUUUUUCGGAUGUCGGAGUGACCACGUUCGUCAGCGUAGUCAGGAUUUUUGGACGGCUGCAUUUCUCUGUGCAACAUUGCUGCGCUAUCACUUCAAAUAGCUAUAGCUGCACUAUCGGUCGACCAGCAGCACUUGGCUGGUUGAUAAAUUUCUUUGCCAAGCCUUGGCAGCACAGUUUCAGUGUCACGUGAUAGCAGUUCCUCUCUGGCUUCAGGGUACCUUUGCUGCGAGAUGCCUAGGUGCUUUCAAGACGCCCAGAACGUUUUCUUCUUCUUCUUUGGCGCGGCGGAGCUUCGACUUCUUUGCACACUUUCAUGGGCCGGCUUUUUAGGCCUAUUUGUACGCGCCCCCUGGCGGUAUUUCUCAGUAGCUCGUUUGUACUUUUCACAAAGCUCGUUGAGCCAGGGCUGCGAGAUACCAGUCUGGCCGUGCGACUUCUUCUAAGCACUAUAGCGUUGUCCAUCUCGUCUGGCUGCAAUUUUUUUUUUGAUGCCUUUUAACGUGAGUUUUUGACCGUGUUUUGCAGACACUUCUUUCCGCCCUCCAAUGUUUAUACUCUGAAUAAACUUCUGAUACAAACUUUUCA